This is a messenger RNA of Balaenoptera musculus (blue whale), 2379 nucleotides long. It is a transcript of the gene BRCC3, whose product is annotated as BRCA1/BRCA2-containing complex subunit 3. Lineage: Eukaryota; Metazoa; Chordata; Mammalia; Artiodactyla; Balaenopteridae. Gene Ontology annotation, molecular function: polyubiquitin modification-dependent protein binding; cysteine-type deubiquitinase activity; metallopeptidase activity. Gene Ontology annotation, cellular component: BRCA1-A complex; BRISC complex. The transcript is spliced from 12 exons. Bases 50 to 1000 code for a protein of 316 amino acids. The record is from RefSeq and is a predicted model, not a curated record. Gene Ontology annotation, biological process: double-strand break repair.
GGCCAGGCCCGAGUGGGCCCGAGGCGGACGUGAGCAGGACCAGACCAAGAUGGCGGUGCAGGUGGUGCAGGCGGUGCAGGCGGUUCAUCUGGAGUCGGAUGCUUUCCUAGUUUGUCUCAACCACGCUCUGAGCACAGAGAAGGAGGAGGUGAUGGGGCUGUGCAUAGGGGAGUUGAAUGAUGACCCAAGGAGUGACCCCAAAUUUACAUAUACUGGAACUGAUAUGCGCACAGUUGCUGAAAAGGUUGACACCGUCAGAAUUGUUCACAUUCAUUCUGUCAUCAUCUUGCGACGUUCUGAUAAGAGGAAGGAUCGCGUGGAAAUUUCUCCAGAGCAGCUGUCUGCAGCCUCGACAGAGGCAGAGAGGUUGGCUGAACUAACUGGUCGCCCCAUGAGAGUUGUGGGCUGGUAUCAUUCCCAUCCCCAUAUAACUGUUUGGCCUUCACAUGUCGAUGUUCGUACACAAGCCAUGUACCAGAUGAUGGAUCAAGGCUUUGUAGGACUUAUAUUUUCCUGUUUCAUAGAAGAUAAAAAUACAAAGACUGGACGGGUACUCUACACUUGCUUUCAGUCCAUACAGGCCCAAAAGAGCUCAGAGUCCCCUCAUGGUCCACGAGACUUCUGGAGCUCCAGCCAGCACAUCUCCAUUGAGGGCCAGAAGGAAGAGGAAAGGUAUGAGAGAAUUGAAAUUCCAAUUCAUAUUGUACCUCAUGUAACCAUUGGGAAAGUGUGCCUUGAGUCAGCAGUUGAGCUGCCCAAGAUCCUGUGCCAAGAGGAGCAGGAUGCAUAUAGGAGGAUCCACAGCCUUACACAUCUGGACUCAGUAACCAAGAUCCAUAAUGGCUCAGUGUUUACCAAGAACCUGUGCAGUCAGAUGUCGGCAGUCAGCGGACCUCUACUGCAGUGGCUGGAGGACAGACUGGAGCAAAACCAACAGCAUUUGCAGGAGUUGCAACAAGAAAAGGAAGAGCUUAUGCAAGAACUUUCUUCUUUAGAAUAAAGCAGGAGACAAAAUGGGGAAGGAUGAAAAUAUCCAGGUGUAAAAUUAAUUAAGCCAAAUGAAUUUUGAAGAAGAAAAAUUUGGAAGACUCACAUUACCUGACUUCAAGACUUACUAUAAACCUACAGUAAUCAAGACAGUGUGGUAUAUGCCCAACUGAUUUUGACAAAGGUAAAAAAGCAAUUCAAUGGAGGAAGGAUAGUCUUUUCAACAAAUGAUGCUGGUGCAGUUGGCAAAGAAAAUGAACUUUGACCUAAACUGCAUACAUUAUACAAAAAUUAAUUGAAAAUGUAUCAUGAACUUAGAUGUAAGAUGUAAAACUUUCAGGAAAAAUAAUCAUAGAAAGAUCUUUAGGAUCGUGGGCUAGGCAACAGGUUCUUCUUGGCCUUCAUCCCAAAAGCACAAUCGUAAAAGGAAAAAGUUGAUACUGUAUAUUGGACUUCAUCAAAAUGAAAAACUUUUGCUCUGCCAAAAAUUUAAGAGGAGGAAAUUAUUGAGAGAAAUUACUUGCAAACCAUUUAUCUAGAAUAAAGUCAAGAAUAAAAAACAAACAAUCCAAUUAGAAAAUGAGCAGAAGACGUGAAUAGACACAGCACUAAAGAGGGUGUAUUGAAGGCAAGCAAGCACAGGAAAAGAUGUUGAACUUCAUUAGUCAUCAGGGAAUGCAAAUUAAAACCACAAUGAAUUAUGACUACAUACUUAUCAGAAUGGCUAAAGAAAAAACAGUGAAAAUACCAGAUGCUAUUGAGCAUACAAACUGGAUCUCUCAUACAUUGCUGAACAGAAUGUAAAAUGGUAAGCCACUCUGAAAAAAAGAGUUUGAAAAUUUCUAAUAAAGUUAAACAUACAUGUACUUUAUUACCCAGCAAUUGUUGUCCUGGACAUUUAUCCCAAAGAAAUGAAACCUAUUUUGGCACAGAAACUUCUAUACAGACAUUCUUGGCAGUUUCAUUUGUAAUAGCCCCAAACUGGAAACAACCUAUAUGACCUGCAGUUGAGUGUGUGGUUAAACCAACCAUCCACACCAUGCAAUACUACUCUGCAAUGAAAAGGAACAGACUUGAUACACAUGACUUGGAUGGACCUCAAGGGUAUAAUGAUGAAUGAAAAACAGCCAGUCUUAAAAACUCACAUACUGUAUGACUGCAUUUGUAUAAAUUCUUGAAAUGACAAAAUUACAGAAGUGAAGAACAGAUUAAUGGCUGACAGGGAUAGGGACUGGAGGGGGUAUGGGAUAUGGGUGACUAUAAAGGGAUAACACAAGGAAUUCCUUUGUGCUGAUGGAACAGUUCUGUAUCUUGAUUGUGGUGUUGAUUAAAUGAAUCUAUAUCUGUGCUAAAACUACAUAGACCUACACACACCCACAAAUGAAUGCAUGU